Aspergillus bombycis is the source of this 1716-nucleotide messenger RNA. RefSeq names its product amino acid permease. Gene Ontology annotation, biological process: transmembrane transport. Gene Ontology annotation, molecular function: transmembrane transporter activity. The record is from RefSeq and is a predicted model, not a curated record. Gene Ontology annotation, cellular component: membrane. NCBI's taxonomy places the organism in Eukaryota, Fungi, Ascomycota, Eurotiomycetes, Eurotiales, Aspergillaceae. The transcript has 3 exons. Bases 1 to 1716 code for a protein of 571 amino acids.
AUGUCUUCCGUGGGCAAGUCGACGCCUUUAGAUAAGACCGCCUUGAAGGGGUCAGUAUACGCCGAUGUAGACCAUGACCCGGUCACUACAGUGUUGCCCAAUGGCGACGUGCCUUAUACGGACCAUGCAAUGGACGCGGAUGAGAGGGUCAUUGUAGCCCUGGGGUACAAGCAGGAGUUCAAACGAGAGUUCUCGCUCUGGACAACAUUCUGCGUCAGCUUUGCUGUGCUUGGGCUACUCCCAUCAUUUGCAAGCACAUUAUACUACGGAAUGGGCUAUGCGGGAACAGCAGGCAUGGUUUGGGGUUGGAUCAUAGCUAUGCUUUUCAUCCAGUGUGUAGCCAUGUCAAUGGCUGAACUGUGUUCGGCGAUGCCAACAAGUGGCGGCCUCUACUAUGCUGCUGCAGUACUCGCACCCCCAGGAUACGGACCAUUUGCGGCGUGGAUCACUGGUUGGUCCAACUGGAUUGGACAGAUUACAGCAGCACCGUCGGUGGACUUUUCACUGGCUGCGAUGAUCCUGGCUGCAGCGUCGAUACAAAACCCGGACUACGUGCCUACUUCGUGGCAAACAUUUCUCCUUACCACACUUAUCAUGAUCCUCCACGCGGUAAUCAGCAGCAUGCCAACGAAAUGGGUUGCGCAGUUCAACUCGUGGGGCUCAACUUUCAACAUGUUUGCGCUCAUCGCUGUCAUCAUUGCCAUUCCGGCAGGGACGAAGAAUGAACCUAAGUUCACGCCGUCAAAGGAAGUAUGGGGGACAAUCACCAAUUUGACUGACUUUCCGGAUGGGGUCGCGGUUCUCAUGACCUUUGUCGGUGUGAUCUGGACCAUGUCUGGGUAUGAUUCUCCGUUCCACCUAAGUGAGGAGUGUUCCAAUGCAAACAUCGCCUCUCCGCGAGCCAUCGUGAUGACUUCAGGCGUUGGGGGCUUGAUGGGCUGGUUCUUGCAGCUUGUAGUCGCUUACACCGUGCUUGAUAUCGAGGCGGUGAUAGACUCUGAUCUCGGGCAGCCUUGGGCGUCAUACUUGUUGCAGGUGAUGCCACAAAAAACCGCCCUGGGAAUACUCGCUUUAACUAUUAUCUGUGGGUUCUCGAUGGGCCAAGGAUGCAUGGUUGCCGCGUCGAGAGUCACGUACGCCUAUGCCCGCGACGACUGCUUUCCUCUGUCAGGGAUCUGGAAAAAGGUUGACAGUCGCACCAAAACCCCCGUGAACGCUGUCAUCAUAAACGCCAUCAUCGGGAUCCUUAUGUGCCUCUUGAUCCUCGCCGGGGAUGUAGCGAUUGGCGCUCUCUUCUCUAUCGGUGCCAUUGCGCAGUUCGUUGCCUUUGCGAUCCCCAUUUGCAUUCGGGUGUUCUUCGUUGGUAACCGUUUCCGGCGGGGACCAUGGCACUUGGGGCCAUUUGGCCCCUACAUUGGAGCAGCGGGCGUGCUCUUUGUGCUGCUGAUGGUGCCAAUUCUGUGCCUUCCCAGUGUGACGGGGGAUGACCUGACACCCGAUCUGAUGAAUUGGACGUGUCUUGUCUGGGGCGCUCCGAUGCUGGCGGUGAGCAUCUGGUGGGUGGUGGACGCCCACAAGUGGUUCAAGGGACCAAAGGUCAAUGUGGAGCAUGCCAUCCACCCCGUGGAGGAGGAGAGGCCCGUUGUUGUUGAUGUGGGGUUCGAUGGCGGCGAAGAAGAAUAUACGUCCGGCAGGUCGGACCGAAGUCAGGGCUGA